Messenger RNA from Scatophagus argus, 1258 nucleotides. Its product is annotated as SPEG neighbor protein-like. NCBI's taxonomy places the organism in Eukaryota, Metazoa, Chordata, Actinopteri, Scatophagidae. The coding region runs from base 1 to 696 and encodes 231 amino acids. The record is from RefSeq and is a predicted model, not a curated record. Gene Ontology annotation, molecular function: protein binding. The transcript is spliced from 4 exons. Gene Ontology annotation, cellular component: plasma membrane. Gene Ontology annotation, biological process: homophilic cell-cell adhesion.
AUGUCCAAAGCAAAGGCUGCACCCCCUCCUGGGUGCACUCUGAACAUCACCGAUCCUCAGGUCCAGGAGGCUGCCAUCCGAAUCCAAGCCUCAUAUCGUGGCCACAGGUCACGUAAAGAGCUGCGGGAGAAAGGCCCCCCAAAGAUCCUGCAGGAGCUCAAAGAUGUGGUUCUUGUUGAGGGCAGCGCGGCAAAGCUGGAGUGCAGAGUUAGCGCUUUCCCAGACCCUUUCAUUGUCUGGUACAAGGAUGGCAAAGAGUUGAAGGAUGGUCCCAAGUACCGUUAUGUUUUUGAAGACCCAGAUUUUGUGGCACUGGUGGUUCGAGAUGGGGUUCUUGCUGAUCUGGGAAAAUACACUGUUGCCAUUAAAAAUCCAUUCGGAGAAACACAUGGAUCUGCCUGUAUUCUUGUGGAAGUCCCUGCUAAGGUUUCUAAGGGCCCAGACAAUCUAAAAGCCAAGAGAGGCACAACGGUGGCGCUCAAGGCUGAAAUAAGUGGGGAGCCUCCACCAGACGUUGCCUGGCUCAAAGAUGGAGAUGACAUUGAAGAAGACGACAGGGUGUUCUUUGACGUCGGAGAUACCAGCACAAUAUUGACCAUCAAAAAUGCAAAACUGUCUGAUGCAGGCAAGUAUGAGGUGUUUGUGGAGAACAAUCUGGGCACAGAUCAAUCUUUCGCUCGCAUCGACAUCCUCUGAUGCAACGUAUCUACUAGCAACUACAGCGACGCCAACACAAUGAGCCUUUGUUCUCUGACAGACAGUUAAUUAAUCUUAUUAAUUUCAACCUGCACAGAACUCAAUAAAUAAACAAAUUGCAAUUAUGCUCAAACAACAAAAAGAAAACUUUUUUUGCUGGCAUUUGUGUAUUUUACCAUGUAUUAUUCAGUAUUCAGUUUGAUCUUCUGCUAUUUUUUUCAUUAUUGCUUUUUGUAUUUGAUAAAUGAAGAAAGGCAGACGCGCCAUGAUGUAAAAGUAAAUAUAUCAAAAAUAUAUUUCAACAUGGAAGGUUCACAUGAAUGGAUUUAAGCAAGAGAUUCUUUGUGGUUAGCGGCCUCUAGUGGUGAUCAGAGGAGUUACAGUUUGUGGUACUGCCGCACUGCUUUACCACUCAGUUAUGUUGUGCGGCUGUUACUUGAUUUUAAUGCAGCAAAAACAAGCUUUGGACAAAGAUUGUGAUCAAGGCCGAGCACACUCACCCUGGAGAAGGUUUUCCAUCACACAUGCAAAGUAAACACCAGCCCUUCUUGUCACAGGUUGC